Molecule: messenger RNA, 1185 nt
Organism: Postia placenta MAD-698-R-SB12
Lineage: Eukaryota; Fungi; Basidiomycota; Agaricomycetes; Polyporales; Adustoporiaceae
Exons: 1
Coding region: 1-1185 (394 amino acids)
Source: RefSeq, a predicted model, not a curated record
AUGACCCUCGAACAUCAUCUGCCCAUCCUAGAGGAAGAUUGGAAUGGUACGGCUGUCAAUCGCAGCUGGCGGUGGGGUGAUCCGACAGGGAGUACGGUAACGCUGCCUAGCGAAGAGGACACGCAAGCUGGUGGUUCUGGCAAGUCGGCUGGCAACGUAAAGCAGCAGAAACGACGAAGUAGUCGUCUUCGCGGUAUCAGGGACAUGCUCAAGUCACUGAAGAAGAGCUACUCUGAAGGCGCUCCGCCGCUAACUAUCGUUCCAUCAUCGUCCAUUUCAGUUUCGACAAGCACUGAUUCGUCGCUCAAUAAAGGCCCGAGGGAGUUCCGCCCGCAGUCGCUGGUUCAACGUCGGCGCGCAAAGACGAGUACGGGGCCGGAUUCCAUGGCUUCUACGCGCGAGCGGGACCGGCAUCCCAACUCGCCUUAUGUCACCUCCGCCUCGUUCUCGCAUCGCUCGUCACCGCGCCGUCCGUCCCUGGCAUCUAUUUUCAGGAUCGGGCAGAAAAGCAAGCAACCAUCGUCAACCGCGACUGAACAGUCGGCAGAGGAUCUGAAGAUGCCAGGUCCCAGUCCCUCCAGCAGUGCUUCCGGAGCGGGGCGUUCACCUGGUUUCGCAGAGGAAGAGGACUGGGAUAGGAUUGACUCCGUGACGGAUCUGCAGCGCGUGCUCGGCCCCUCGGAGGGCACGGCUACGGUCCGUGGCAAGAAGGGUCGUUCGCCGUACCUUAUGCAACACCAACGCGAACCGGUCCCCGAGACCCCACGGCGAUCGCCCUCCGCCUCUCAGUCGUCCAUCAUCAGCGCAGAGAGAUCCUCCUCCCGACUGCAGUCUGUGUUGUCUUCUCCCGGUACACGCUUGCGCCACCUCGCUGAGGCUUCUACCGGUCACCACUCGCGUCCACCAUCCCGCGGGAGAGAGCGGCCAAGCCGGAGCCCUAAGCGUCCGCCGUCUCGAAGCCAGAAGGGCGAUCAGUCCGGCUCUGUGCGGUCGGCGCCACCUCAAACCCUCCUAGAUCAUAGCCCGGAUAUGUCAGCCGGUGUUCUGCCAGAGACCCGGCUGGCCAUGACCCCAGAGAACAUAAAACCGCUACUUGAGAAUGCACGAGAGGUGCACGCUCGUUGCAGCGAGUGUAUCCUUGAGCUGAGAUCUCUACUUGCAAUUGUUAACUUAGCGCCCCCUUGA